UUUUUCAAAAAUAAAAUAAGAAAAAGAGAGAAAAACAAAAGAAAAAAAAAAAGACCGCUUAGACACGUGUCAUAGAAGAAUCAGUACAGUUUCUCUUAAACUCAGCACUCAAGCAAUCAGCAAAGCAAAGGAAAACCAGAGCAUCAUCACCACCACCAUGGCUUCAAGCUCUGGAGACAACGACGAAUUGAUUAACAUCGUCUGCACUAGCCCUAAUCAAUUGGAAGCUGAGACCUCGGACAAUGAAAUUCUUAUCUCCACCGCCGAUAUAUUAAGUUGGGAUUUCCCGGCGAUCCUCAGUCACGGAACUAUCAAAGUUCAAGCACAUCGGAAAAGGCUUGUGGAAAAUUGUUCUUAUUUCCGUGGUCUGCUCAGUGGAAGUUUCUGUGAAUCAUACAUGGACCAUAUUUCAGUCCAGUGGAACUUGGAAAUAUUUUUGAAUAUCCUCAAGUGCAUAUAUGGAUGCCAGAUAGAUAUUACGCCAAAUAAUUUUCUCCAAUUUUAUGAGAGUGCACUAUAUUUUGGAAUUCGGAUGCUUCUUGAAAAGUGUAGAACUUGGUUUUCUGAGGAAGCACCAUCCAAGGUGCCACCAGAAAUAGACCUGGAUAAUCUGAUUGGCAUUUGGAAUUUUAGUUUUGAUCAUGCUUACGAUGCUCUUCCAGAACUAUGUGCAAUCUAUCUUGCAAAAACUUUUGCAUGGGCAACAUCCAGUGAAUUGUUUGUAAAUCUUCCAUACCAUUUAUUACGAUCUUCCGUAAUGCAACCGUAUUUGACAAUAGAAAGUGAGAUGCAUCUCUCCGUCGCACUUUUUUCAUGGUUUGAUGCAAACGUACACUUGGAAGAAUUGAGUGCAACAGAAAAUGACUACACUAGCAUUUUAAAGCAGAUCCACGUGAGCCUUUUACCAUUGUGGUAUGCUGCAGGGAAAAGAAAUUCUCGUUUUUCUAAGUUUGCUGAUGCAAGCAUUCAUUCAAUUUUUACACUAUUGGAAGUUCCAUCCACCGGCUCAAUAAAUGUCUUAGGUGAUGGUGACUUGUGUGGUUUCAGAAUUCGGCUGACAGAAUUUUCUAAGAAAGUAAACCUUUCAAGCUGUUCACAGAUAACAUCAGCAAUUCUCCUCUUGUCUGUGCUUCCUUCAGUAUACAGUACAAACCCCACAUUAAGAAACACCAUUACGGAGUUACCUUUUAACCUUGAACAUUUCGACAGAAAUCACAGUCCACUCUCUCAGAAAUUUUUUCCAACCAUGUCAUUUGAAGCAGUACAGGAGGUGGAUAUUUCCAAGUGUCAAAGGCUGCAUGUUGAAAGUGCCAUUGAAUGCUUCUCCGUGUCAUUUCCAUCAUUGAAAACACUGAAAGCAGCUUAUCUAUUGAACUUUGAUAUCUCAUUUUUACAUCACUUGGUUAGGAAAUGCCCCAUGGUCUGUGAAGUUGAUCUAAGCACUGAUAUUAGUCCAGUUGAACAAUUGCCACAUGUAAGCCCCAGUCCGGCUAAAGUGACAAACGUUUGGAAUUAUUCUUCAGGCGGUGCAGUUUGCAUGUCUAAUCAACCAGAGUCAAAUAUCACAAAACUCACAUUAGAGGGCCGAAAUGAGCUUCGUGAUGUAGAGCUCAUGUAUGUUGCCAAAUUCUGUGUCUCCUUGCAGUAUCUGAACAUUAAAGGGUGUGUUUCGUUAACAGAUGUUGGUAUUGCAAGGCUUUUGUACAGGUGUAUUAGACUAGAAUCAAUUGUUGCUUGUGGUACUGCUUUUGGGACAAAUUCAGUUCAGGCACUUUGUUCUAACAUUGAUUAUGGUAAUACUCAUCCCAAACUUUGGGAUUCUGUGGCAUCCAAUCUUCGAACACUGCAUAUUGGUGGCUGUAAAGGUGUUGAUGAAAUUUUCCUUCUAAAGCUUCUAUCUAAAAUGCAUCUGCUGAAGAGUCUAUGUUUGAGGGACACUUGCGUAGUUGAUCGUGCUCUCUAUAGUUUCACAGGUUCUUCCUUGGAGAUGCUUGAUGUUUCUAAUACAAUGGUCACUGGAGUUGUUUUAGCAUAUAUUGUUUGUAAAAACCCAGCUUUGACGUGUUUAAGGGUGAGGGAUUGUAGAAAUUUGUCUCAACAGGGAAGGAAUACUGAAAGGGGAGAAAUUUCUUCAGCAUAUUCUUACAGAGAUCUGGAAGUUGGGUUAAGCAAAACAUGCAGGCUGGAAGAAAUUUCUUUUGGAUGGGGAUUUUCUUACUUCUCUAUCAAAGCUCUGAAACCUGCAAUAACAUCAUUGAGGGCAAUAGCCGUGGGUUUAGGCGCAUCAUUAGGUGAAGAUAUUCUCAUUCAACUGCCCAGCACUUGUCCUAUUCUUGAGUCCAUAGUUCUAUAUUUUCAGGAAAUAUCAGAUAGUGUCAUUGAAAGCAUUGUGACAACCUUAAGGAACUUGCAAGUGUUGGUUUUGUGCUAUUGCCUCAGUGAUAUGUCCAUCUCAGGCUUCAUGUUCUCCAUGCCAAAUCUGCGAAAACUGCAGCUUGAACGGGUCACCCCAUGGCUGACCAAUGAUGAUUUGGUUAUUAUGACUCAAAGCUGUCCAAAUCUGAUUGAGCUUUCACUUCUAGGAUGCAAACAUCUCAAUUCAGAUUCUCAACAGAUUAUUUCACGUGGAUGGCCAGGCUUAAUUUCUAUCCAUCUAGAGGAUUGUGGAGAGGUAACGACAAAUGGGAUUCAUUCUCUUCUUCAUUGUGUGGCUCUUGAAGAUCUCUUGCUGCGGCAUAAUGGGGCUGGAAUACCAAAAAACUUCAUUCAAACUGCUGCUUCAAGGAUGCCGUUGCUCAGAAAAGUUGCAUUAGAUCUGUGUGAUGCAAGAGACGAUACCUUUGACAUCCCAAGAGAAUUAUGUAAGCAUUGUGAAGAUAGCAAGCUGUAUGUCUUGGGGAGAUGGCUCUUCGUACCCACUUUUGAACAACAAUAGAAGGCCAAUGCACAAGGAGACACAUGUAGUGGUAUGGAACGGCCGAAGAAUGGCUGGUACAGUAAUAGAGGAAAGAGUGUAAAAACAGGGGCGAAAAUGCACCCUCAGUUCAAUUCAUAACAGGUAAUGGCAGAACAAAUCUGAGAUGUUUUAUAUUUAUGGUAUAACCAUAACAGCAGGAAGUUAGUUUUACAUGAACUUUUUUUUUUUUUUUUCUCAUAUAUGAAGCUCUCAAACUGUGUAGGGAUCCUAGCAAGACGAAAGCUCUAGUGAAGGAUUUGAAAAAAUUUUGAUAGAGCUUAUAUCAAUGAAAUUUUGAAACCAAAGUUGAACGGUCCCAAGA
Ziziphus jujuba (common jujube) is the source of this 3278-nucleotide messenger RNA. Its product is annotated as BTB/POZ domain-containing protein FBL11. The transcript has 19 exons. Gene Ontology annotation, biological process: SCF-dependent proteasomal ubiquitin-dependent protein catabolic process. The coding region runs from base 158 to 2935 and encodes 925 amino acids. NCBI's taxonomy places the organism in Eukaryota, Viridiplantae, Streptophyta, Magnoliopsida, Rosales, Rhamnaceae. Gene Ontology annotation, molecular function: protein binding. The record is from RefSeq and is a predicted model, not a curated record. Gene Ontology annotation, cellular component: SCF ubiquitin ligase complex.